UCAAUUACACAAAUUAGAGAGAUUCAACGAAAAAUUAAUAUCAGAGUGCUGUGGUCUCCAUAGCAAAGCUCAUUUUCUCUCUGCUUUUUCUGUAGUACAACGUGGAGUGCAAGUGAUAGAGGUAAGCUAGAAAUUAUCAAUAGGGUUGACAUUAAAUUAAGGUGAUUAGUAAAAAUGGAAGGAGGGCCGGAGGCGGCAAGUAAGCAAGAGUUUACGGAAUUUUGGAGAAGAGCAACCAGGUCGCCCUACAUCAUGCGCCUUGCUUUAUCGGCUGGAAUUGGAGGUCUUCUCUUCGGUUACGACACCGGUGUUAUCUCGGGAGCCUUGCUUUAUAUUCGCGAGGACUUCGUAGAAGUUGAUAAGAAAUUAUGGUUGCAAGAAGUUAUUGUAAGUAUGGCUGUAGCGGGUGCCAUCAUUGGUGCGGCACUUGGUGGAUGGAUGAACGACAGGCUUGGCCGAAAGACUUCUAUCUUGGGAGCUGAUAUUGUUUUUUUUCUUGGCGCAAUUGUCAUGGCUAUUGCCCCAGCUCCUUGGGUCCUUGUUGUUGGAAGAAUUUUAGUUGGUUUUGGAGUUGGCAUAGCUUCUAUGACUUCUCCUCUCUACAUCUCAGAAGCCUCUCCAACUGCCAUUAGAGGAGCUCUCGUGUGUAUUAAUGGUCUCCUCAUCACCUUUGGUCAAUUUCUCUCUUACCUUAUCAACCUCGCGUUCACCGAGACUCCUGGAACGUGGCGUUGGAUGCUUGGGGUGGCUGGACUUCCAGCGGUGGUUCAGUUCGUUUUAAUGCUGACCCUGCCUGAGUCACCCAGGUGGUUGUACAACCAGGGGUUAGAAAAGGAGUCAAGGGAAAUUCUAGAAAAGAUUUACGAUGCAGAUGAGAUUGAAGGGGAGAUAAAUGCGAUGAGAGAAGCCGUAGAACAAGAGAAGCAACAAGAAGGGUUGAUCGGUCAAACUCUUGGAGAGAAAAUGAAAGCUGCUUUCAGCAACGUUGCUGUCCGAAGAGGAUUGUAUGCAGGCGUGACUGCUCAAGUCGCUCAACAAUUCGUUGGUAUCAACACCGUCAUGUAUUACAGCCCAACCAUUGUUCAGUUUGCCGGCAUUGCAUCAAAAUCAACAGCACUUGCACUCUCCCUCGUCACAUCUGGUCUCAACGCCGUUGGAUCUAUCCUCAGCAUGCUUUGUAUCGAUAAAUAUGGAAGGAGAAAGCUCAUGCUCCUCUCUCUUAUCGCAAUCAUUGUUUGCCUCCUCACUCUCACCGGAGUUUUCUAUCAGGCAGCUACCACUGCUCCUCCAAUUGACAACGUUGACACCCUCAGUUUCGGUGGUAACGCUACAUGCCAGGCUUAUCUUGAUGCCCCCAAUUUCUCUUCAUGGAACUGCAUGAAGUGUUUGAAAGCUGAAUGUGCCUUUUGUGCCAGCACUGGGGGCAAUAAUCUUCCGGGAGCGUGCCUGGCAGAAACAAAGGAUGUGAGAGCGGUGUGUGGUGAGCAGAAGCGCGUGUGGUUUUCUGACGGAUGUCCAAGCAAAAUUGGAGUAUUAGCAGUUAUAGUGUUGGGGCUAUAUAUCCUUGCAUACUCUCCAGGAAUGGGAACAGUACCUUGGGUUUUGAACUCAGAGAUAUAUCCAUUGAGAUUCAGGGGAAUUUGUGGAGGCAUAGCAGCAGUUUCAAACUGGUGUGCUAAUCUGAUAGUGAGUUUGACAUUCUUGUCAUUGAUCCAUGCACUUGGAGCUGCAGGAACAUUCCUUCUCUUUGCUGGAUUUUCUACAAUUAGCCUUGUUGCCAUCUAUUUAUUGGUACCAGAAACUAAAGGACUUCAGUUUGAAGAAGUUGAGAAGUUGCUUCAGAAAGGGUUCAAUCCUUGCAAUUGCACUAAUUUAAAGACAGAUGAAGAGAAAGCAAAUGAAGAGAAAGCAAGUACUAGUAAAUAAAUAAAUUUCAUUCACCAUAACCAUUUUGAUGGAUCACAUCAGUGGAUGGUUGAAUUAAUAAAACCAUAUGAUAUGAUGAAGCUGUUAGUUAUCUUUCAUAUAGAUCGAGGAAUUCUUUUUGGAAGAUCCUCUCUUCAAGGAACGGAAAUUAAAGAAGGAGAUAAAUAUGAUUGCUGCAUGUGCGUGCGUUCUCUUCUUCCUUCGGAGAAAUAAAACUACUCAAAAUCCAAAGGACUGGUGUUGUCAGUGCAAUAGAGAAUUUCUCCAUUUAUGCAAUACACAAUUCAUGUAUGUCGAUUUGUAUCCAACGUAUUAAAUAAAAAAAGAGGCACGUUGUAUGAAUACUUU
Molecule: messenger RNA, 2274 nt
Organism: Arachis ipaensis
Lineage: Eukaryota; Viridiplantae; Streptophyta; Magnoliopsida; Fabales; Fabaceae
Product: inositol transporter 4-like
Biological process (GO): myo-inositol transport; transmembrane transport
Cellular component (GO): membrane
Molecular function (GO): myo-inositol:proton symporter activity
Source: RefSeq, a predicted model, not a curated record